This is a messenger RNA of Ectocarpus sp. CCAP 1310/34, 688 nucleotides long. The record is from the annotation of a GenBank genome assembly. Lineage: Eukaryota; Phaeophyceae; Ectocarpales; Ectocarpaceae.
AUGCGCGUGGCUCUCGAGAAGAAAUCCGAGCUGGUGUCCUUCCUGGAGGAGCGGGUGCAGAUGAUGGAGGGAGAGGCGUCGGGGACGGUGCCCGCCGCCGCGCUAGCCGGCACCGAGAGGGCGCUCACGGAGUCCCUUGCAGAGGUGGAAACCUUGCGUGUUCGAUCAGCCUCGCUCUACGCAGAGCUGGCCGAGGCAUCUGCGCAGAGGAAGCGAGAGGCACGGCAGGCGCGCAAGGGAGCACAAGUGGCCAACCAGGAGAAGGCUAUCCGUGCCCAGUUGCAAGACGAGCUGCUGAGCCUCAGGUCCUACGUCCUCCGCUCCGAGCAAACCGUCCAGGAGCUGCAGGAACAAGCCAGGCGCCAGGCACGCGAGCAAGGCAGAUACACCGACAGCAGCGGCGGCGACAGCAGUGGUCGCAACAACCACCGCGAUCAGCCCUUUCUGGCAGUCGCCGACCAUGCAGCAGCUGAGGGGUUGUUCUAGUCGGGUAGCAAGGCAGUAGAGGAACGGUUAGGGUCGUAAGGUCGGAUCCUGUAUAGUAAGGGGCGCCUGCAUUUCUGCUGCUGCUCGGUCCUACGAGUGGCGACGCUUCAUGGAGUACUCGUUGGUUCCCCGGAAUUAUGUUAGCCUCGGACCUCAUCUUGUCUUCUCGCAGACCUGGCGUUUGCCGUUUGCCUCCUCACUU